ACUCCAACGUAACAUUAUCAGUUGUCACAUUUGCCGCAAAUAUAUUUGUUUGUUUUUGUUUAUAUUCUUGUAGUGCGCAACAAGUUCAUCAAACUAUUUAAUUAAUUUGUUAAACAAAAACAGCAAAAAAUUGCCAAAUGAAUCGCUAUACAGUAAGUUUGUUGAUUGGUGAAGGUUCUUUUGGUCGCGUAUAUCGAGCAACUCGCAAGACAGAUGACCAAAUUGUUGCAUUGAAAAUAAUAUCAAAACGUGGACGUUCAAACAAAGAAUUGAAGAAUCUUCGACGAGAAUGUGAUAUCCAGGCUAAGCUGAAACAUCCAAAUGUCAUAGAGAUGUUUGAGUCGUUUGAGACAAAACAUGAUUUGGUUGUGGUGACUGAUUAUGCCCAAACCGAUUUGCAUCGAUAUUUGGCCAAGAACGGUGCGAUUUCAGAGGACAAAGCUCAAAAACUCAUUUGUCAUUUAGUGUCGGCUCUUUAUUAUUUACAUUCCAAUCGAAUUCUUCAUCGUGACUUGAAACCACAGAAUGUCUUAUUAAACGACGAUUUGCAUGCUAAACUGUGUGAUUUUGGGCUGGCUAGAAAUAUGACCAUGGGCACGCAUGUGCUAACAUCAAUCAAAGGAACUCCACUUUAUAUGGCUCCUGAACUGCUCGCAGAAAGACCUUACGACCAUCAAGCUGAUCUCUGGUCACUCGGGUGUAUUUCCUAUGAGACUAUGGCUGGACAGCCACCAUUCUGCACAACUUCUAUAUUGCACCUGGUCAAACUUAUCAAACACGAAGAAGUGAAAUGGCCCAGCUUCUUAUCAAGUGAUUGUCGUUCAUUUUUGCAGGGCUUACUUGAAAAAGAUCCAUCAUUACGAAUAACAUGGGCACAGAUAUUGUGUCAUCCUUUCGUUGACGGAAAGAUUUUAAUAUCUGGUAUUGUUGCUGAUUCGCCCUUUAUCAACCCCAAAAAGAAUUCUAAAGCAAACAAGCAAAGUAUUUUAAAAUCAUCUCAAGACAGAUCAAAUGAGGAAGCCGAGAACAUCAGUAAGAAGCUGGAAUCGCUUUCUAUACAGAGUGGUUCACAAUGCACUGAAAAUCUAACUUCAUCUCGAGACAGCGUCAAUGCUAUUCUCCAAAGUGACAUUGAGAAUUUGGAAACUGAUGUCGAAGAUGGUGGCAAUAGAGUAACAGUUCCCUUUUCCGACAGACCAUAUACAAUGUGUGUUGAUUCACCUGCAAAAUCCAUUGAUCUUCUCAAGUCUAAUCAACAUCGAACAAAUCAAAUAACAAAUUCAAAAGUUUGUUUUGUCACAGAUAACUCAAAUCUUGUAGUGAAUCAUCUGAAUGAUAACUUUAAACAAGACCUGCCUCAAAAUGAUAGCCCUGCUAAAUCAAAAGCAAAUCUUUCACUUAAUAUAAAAAAAUCACCUCUUCCAAGUGCACCCGAAAAGACCAACUUGCGCAAUAAAGAUUUAGAGAAGAGAAAAUUAAGUCAGAAUUUGGAUAAUUUUUCUCUUAGAUUAGGCACUAGCGUAGAUGUGGUAGAAAAUAUUAAAAAGGGUGGAGAAAAAAAGGAAAAAUUGUUAAAAGUUAGCACUCAGUCAACGGCGGGGACGGUCGAAGAGAAACAAAACGAAAACAUACCUCCUUGCCUGCUACCAGGAUGGGAUUCUUGUGACGAAUCACAAAGUCCAGUGAUUGAGAAUGAAGAAUGGUUGGCGUUUCUGCAUCGAUCAAUUCAAGAGGUUCUCGAUGGAGAAUUAGAUUCCUUGCAGCAACAGAAUUUAGUUAGUAUUAUUGUUGCACCCUUGCGAAAUACAAAUGCUACACCAAAAGUUGUUGAAGGUGUGGCCCAACUGCUGAGUCUGCCACUAGUGCUUGGAGGUCCCCCUAGUGUAAUUGAUCUUAUUAAAACGGUGUACGCAGAAGUUAAAUUGGUUCCUAAUUUGAUGUUUGCAUCAAAACUACUCUUGAGCACAAAAUCCAUAAAUGACUCUAAUUCUUCACUGCCUACCUAUUCCAAUACAAGAACUUCAAUUCGAUCCGUUUCGGAACUUACGAAGGAAGAAAUUGUAACCGCAUCCCGUCUUUAUGAAUUAAUAUGUCAUUUGGUUCAUUUAAAGGAGCAAUUUCUCUCACAAUUUUGUGAUGCAGUUGUAAUAUUGUCUGCCGAUGAUCUUUUGAUAAAUUUCUUAAGUCAUGAUAUUAAAAACAAACACACUAUAAGAAUUACGAAUUGCGUAAUAGCUCUGCUGUGUUGUGUAUUGCGUGAACUACCAGAAAAUGCCGACCUAGUGGAAAAGAUUAUCUUUAGUACUAAACUGGAUUUGAUUAAUUUAAUAAAACAAGAAGAUCAACUACUACGAAUACGAUUAUGCAUGUUGUUUCGAUUAUUAAGUCGAUUUAGCUUGCGGGGUCUUCAAAAUAUUUGGUCAUCUGAAGUCAGAAGAACCAUCGAGUCGUUUAUCGAUGAUAAAAAUGAAGAAGUUCGAAUGGAAGCUCAAUGCAUGUUAGAUGAACUUAAACAUUUUUCCUUUUACGCAUAAGAAAAGUGUUUCCAUACAUCAAUGUCUAAUACUUACAAAAAUUAAGUGGCCUAUUUUCUUUAAUGUAUGUUUUGAUUAAAACAACGACUGUCAAUUUCUAAAUUGCAUUAAAUAAUUAAGCUGAGCUAUUAAAAAUCUAAACCAGAAAUUGUAAAAUGUAGGCAAUAAACACUUUUUUAUUUUCCUAGAAA
Molecule: messenger RNA, 2725 nt
Organism: Eupeodes corollae
Lineage: Eukaryota; Metazoa; Arthropoda; Insecta; Diptera; Syrphidae
Gene: fu
Product: serine/threonine-protein kinase fused
Exons: 9
Coding region: 138-2534 (798 amino acids)
Biological process (GO): protein phosphorylation
Cellular component (GO): cytoplasm
Molecular function (GO): ATP binding; protein kinase activity
Source: RefSeq, a predicted model, not a curated record